Molecule: messenger RNA, 3252 nt
Organism: Salvelinus namaycush (lake trout)
Lineage: Eukaryota; Metazoa; Chordata; Actinopteri; Salmoniformes; Salmonidae
Product: major facilitator superfamily domain-containing protein 6-A-like
Exons: 11
Coding region: 221-2803 (860 amino acids)
Biological process (GO): antigen processing and presentation of exogenous peptide antigen via MHC class I
Cellular component (GO): plasma membrane
Source: RefSeq, a predicted model, not a curated record
UAGGAUGUGUUUAUUGGUCGGAAUAUUUGCAUGAAUCUUUACGGAUAUUACUUAUGGUAUAUCAUCGGUAUCAUGCAUGCAUAGGAUAACGACGAAAUAAGCUGUAUUGUAGGCAAUGCAGAAAGCUUUCGAUUUCAGACUGGGAGACACAACCGCCACCGCCGAACCUGCGUAGUCAUAGUUGAAAGAAUAGGAACACGGACCGGGGACUUUUGCAGAGAUGGCUGCAGACGACAAAGUGGUCAUCCUAUCGGAUGAUGAAGAGGACCAGAAGAGGAAGUACUUCCUGGACGAACCCUUCAGCACUCUUUCCCUGGAGCUGCAGACCGACCGAGAGCCAGGCUCCACUCCAGUGUCUGCUGCAGCAUCAGACACACAGUCUGCUCCAGAGACACCCAUGGCCUCACCACUGAAAGACCUAGGCUGCUUUGAGAGGAUAUGCCUUAGUGUCAACUCCCAGCUCCUCAUCUCCAAGAUCUUCUACUUCUUCUUCUAUGCAGCAUAUGGUUCCCUGCACCCACUCCUAGCCGUCUACUACAAGCAGCUCGGGAUGUCGCCAAGCCGUAGUGGACUGUUGGUUGGGAUCCGGUACUUUAUAGAGUUCUGCAGUGCUCCAUUCUGGGGAGUGGUGGCCGAUCGUUUUAAGAAAGGGAAGCCAUUGUUGCUGUUCUCUGUGCUGUGUUGGUUGGUGUUCAACUGUGGCAUCGGCUUUGUCAAACCAGCUGCCAUGAUCUGUAAGGAGAAGGUGGACAUCACCACUGUGGCUCCACCAAUACUGCCCUUGACGACUAUGAUACCAAUUAACGGCUCGCUACCGGACGUUUCCACCAAUCACACGAUGAGAAGUCGUCGGGAUUUGUUUCGAAGUUACUUUCCUAGCUUCCUUUCUGUUUUGAAUGGCCUUGAUUCUGGCUAUAGCGUACGCCGCAGGCAUAGGAGAGGUGCUGAUAGCAAUACCACCCAAUCCACAGGGGUGUCUUACGAGCAAAGCAAUGCCACGGCAACAACCACUUACACCCCCACCCAUGCCCAACCCAGAGUGGUGCCUAAUGAGCAAGCCAAUACCACUCAGCUUUUACAGAAUACCACAACUAUGCCACUGACCACUAAAAUCCCAACCCUUGCCCCUACCCAUGCCCCCACCACACAUUCCAUAUCGGUGCCUCACGAGCUGGGCAAUACCACUCAAGCUACACCAAAUACUACUUCAACAACUAUGGCAACCACUUCCACCACCCCUGCCCCCACCCAACCCAGAGAGUACAUCAUUGAGUACAACGAGGAUCAGGUCGAGAGCAUCUUUCUCCUAAUCCUCUUGGUCAUCAUCGUGGGGGAGUUCUUCAGCGCGCCGGCAGUCACCAUUGUGGACACGGUGACGUUACAGUACCUGGGGAAGCACCGGGACCGUUACGGCCUGCAGAGAAUGUGGGGGUCCCUUGGCUGGGGCGUGACCAUGCUGCUAGUGGGUAUCUGGAUAGACCACACCCACCUUACGCUGCUCAUCGACGGCGUGGUCGGCUGUAUCCUGCCCGAGUAUAAGAACUACCAGGUGGCCUUCAUAGUGUUUGGAGUGAUGAUGGGCCUGGCCCUGGUGGUAGCAACACAAUUCUACUUCGACAGUGGGGACUACAGACAGGAGUUGCCUCAGAGGCCCCAGGAGGUAGAGAUACCACAAGUAGACGGGAACGUGGCAACUCCAGAGGGGAGCGAGAGCUCCACCUCGGACCAGACCCCCAUCACUCCAGAGUCCACCACCACCGAACAGCCUUUCCACUACAGUGACCUCCUCAGGCUGCUCUGUAGUGUUCAGUACAGCACGGUGCUGUUCGUCGCCUGGUUCAUGGGCUUCGGUUACGGCUUUGUGUUCACCUUCCUGUAUUGGCAUCUAGAGGACCUGAAGGGAACCACCACGCUGUUCGGUGUGUGUUCGGUUCUGAGUCAUGUGUCGGAGCUGGCUGCUUACUUCACCAGUCAUAAGUUUAUCGAGCUGGUGGGACACAUCAGGGUCUUGUACAUUGGCUUGGCAUGUAACACAGCACGCUACCUGUACAUUUCUUACUUGGAGAAUGCAUGGAUAGUUCUGCCUAUGGAGGUCUUACAAGGUGUGACCCAUGCGUCGGUUUGGGCAGCCUGUAUCUCCUACCUGAGUGCCGCGGUGCCCCCAGCUCUGAGGACCUCUGCCCAGGGUAUCCUCCAGGGUCUACACCUGGGGCUGGGACGGGGCUGCGGGGCCAUGGUGGGGGGCAUCUUCGUCAACUAUUUUGGAGCUGCAGAGACGUUCAGAGGGAUUGGAAUGGCUUCCCUGGUUAUACUCCUCAUCUUCUCCUUCAUUCAAUGUCUGACUGGACAGAACGAGGAAAAGGAGGACAGGAUGCUAGCAGAGAACAUUCCGGUUCCUUCCAGUCCAGUUCCCAUCGCUACCAUAGACUUGAUGCAGAACCAGAGUCAGGUGGGUGUGAUGGUGCCCCGCUCUAACCCUAGACCCCCGGCUAAGAAGACGAAGCACCAGGAGGAGCAGGAGGAUGUUAACAGACCUGCCUGGGUGUUGAGUGGAUCCCCCUGGGUCACCAUAGCCUUCGCUGUCUGCCAGAUCAGAGAGAUGUACUGCAUGGCCAAGAGUAGUCUACCCUCAGAGACACAGCCACUGCAGGAGCAAAAUGAUCAGACCUCUUCUGAAUACAAGGCAGUGGAGACUGAACACAACGCAGAGCAACAGGAGUCGCCACACCACCGUAACGGUUCCCCCAGCAGCAUACCUAGCAAGGCCCACCCCGAAUCCCACCCCUCUCCCAUACCAGACUAGGGGAGCUCUGUGGAGCACCCUGCCUUUUUCACCUGGUAACUUUGAGGCUUCACAUCAACUGUCUAGUACCAACCCUUUCCGGCAGUUGAUUAAAGGCUUGAGUUGAGUUUCGAGACGGUACUUACAUUCACUCGCGUGUCUCCUUUGGUUCCUGCGACAUGUACAGUAGGCAAGGGGUAAGGAGCAGUGAGCACUACUCCACAUCAAUGACUGUGUGCUGUAAAAAGUACUGAAUGAUAAGCUUUCUGUGUGUGUGUGUGUGUGUGUGUGUGAUCUGGCAUUGUGUAAAUAGAAUUUGAUCUAGAAAGGAUCAAAAGGGAUUGUUGCCUUCUAGAAUGUAAUGUAUUUAUUUCAUCUGUGUCUUCCUGCACGUGCUUCUGACAAUCAUGUUAUUAUUUUGACUCUUGGGAUGAAAUGAUAUGUGUGUAUACAAUAAAAAUGUAUUUGUA